UUCAACAAACACAUAAACACGGGCUGGACAUGUUCCAAGCAAAUUAUUCAGAGAAAAUAGCCCCACCGGAACCUGAGUUUCUAGUUAAAGUUUGAAUGGAGUAGGUUGAGCCGAUUCUGCUCCAACAAACCAUUGACUUUAUCUUUUGUGCUGAUGACCUGUUGAAUGGUAAACAAUAAAUAUAUUCCUUAUCUUCAAGAAAAAACUUUAAUUUACGUCCUAGUCAAUUCUUCUCUCUCUAAACGUUCAAUUGCCAAUUUAAACAAGCGUUUUGUUGGAGCAUUGUAACUGGCAUCAUCCAUGGAGGCUCAUCUCUCAAUUUUAACAUGCUUCAUCUCGCUCUCCUUCCUCUUGGAAUUAUCCGUCGCCAUUGAUACCAUAGCUCCAAACCAGAUUCUAACAGACAAUGGUGAAACUCUUGUCUCUGUAGGUGGACACUUCGAAUUAGGCUUCUUCAGUCCCUGGAAUUCAAAUUAUCGAUACAUUGGGAUAUGGUUUAAAAACAUUCCCCAAACAACAGUUUUUUGGGUGGCCAAUAAAGACAACCCGCUUACAGAUUCUUCAGGUGUCCUAAUGAUCACUGCCACCGGAAAUGUAACCAUCCUGAGCAACCGAACAAGCAACCCUCUCUGGUCUUCAAAUUCAUCCACAACCUCAAGAAAUCCGGUUUUGCAGCUCCUAGACACAGGAAACCUUGUUGUCAAAGAUGUUGUCAGUGAAAACUACCUAUGGCAAAGCUUUGAUCAUCCCUGUGACACAAUGAUACCGGGCAUGAAGCUGGGAUCGAACCUACAAACUGGCUACGAGUGGCACCUUAGUUCAUGGAAGAGUCUUCAGGAUCCAUCUACGGGAGAUUAUACAUACAAACUUGACCAUCAGGGUCUUCCACAAUUAUUUCUUCGCAAAGGAACAAAAAUAGUGUAUCGAAGUGGCCCCUGGGAUGGUGUCCGAUUUACUGGCGAUCGUAAAUUCGAUGAAAAUGUAGUUUUCAAUCCUAUUUUUGUUGACAAUAACGAGUUUAGUUACUACUCCUUCAAAAACAUUGACAAUAAUACAGUUUCAAGAUUAGUGUUGAACCAGUCAGGUAUGAUUGAGCAUCUAUCAUGGAACCAAAGGCGUGGCGAGUGGGUAGUCAUAAUGACUUUGCAGAACACUCGAUGCGAAGAGUAUGCACUUUGUGGUCCUAACGCGUUUUGCAACAUGAAUAGGGAGUCUAUUUGCUAUUGUCCAUCGGGGUUCACCCCAAGAGUGCCACAAGACUGGAAUGUUUUAGAUUGGUCUGGUGGGUGUGUUGCAAGAACAUCCUGGAAUUGUAGCUCGGCCACAAAGUUUAGAAAGUUUACGGGACUGAAGCUGCCAGACAAUUCAGAGUUUCUGGUGAAUACAUCAGUGAGGAGUAAACUGGAGUGUGAGCACGCUUGCUUGCGGAACUGUUCCUGCGUGGCUUAUGCUACAUAUACGUCAGAGGUUAGUCGAUGUGUGGUGUGGUUUGGGAGUUUACUGGACAUUAGAGAGUAUAGCAACGAGGAAUAUGGGCCAGAUCUUCACGUCAGGAUGGCUGCUUCAGAGAUUGAGUCAAAAAAGAUUGCCAAACGAACGGUUGUGAUCAUCUCCUCAUCUGUAGCUUCUGGAAUUCUGCUGCUGCUGAUAUUAACCUGUUGUUAUUAUCUUACUGGAAAGCGAGCCCAAAAUAAGAGUCCAGCCCAGGAAGAGAACAAUCUGCAUGAACUUCAUCCUAAUUCUGCGGAAGAAGAUCUGGACUUACCAUUAUUUGAUCGGCUAACAGUUGCAUCUGCUACCAAUGACUUUGCUUUCACAAAUAAGAUUGGUGAAGGUGGUUUUGGCGCUGUUUACAGGGGUAAGCUCCCAACAGGGCAAGAAAUUGCUGUGAAGAGGCUUUCUAAAGAUUCAGGACAAGGGCUGAAAGAGUUUAAGAAUGAGGUUAUAUUCAUUGCAAAACUCCAGCAUCGGAAUCUUGUUAGGCUCUUGGGAUGCUGCAUUUAUGCGGAAGAGAGAAUGCUAAUAUAUGAAUUCAUGCCUAAUAGAAGUUUGGACCUCUAUAUUUUUGAUAAAACAAGGGGUACAUCGCUAGAUUGGCAGAAAAGAUAUUAUAUAAUAAUUGGGAUUGCUAGAGGACUUCUUUAUCUUCAUCGAGAUUCAAGGCUUAGAAUCAUUCAUAGAGACCUUAAAGCCAGCAACAUUCUCCUAGAUGGUGAGAUGAACCCUAGAAUAUCAGACUUCGGCUUGGCAAGAACAUUUGGAGGUGAUCAUUCAGAAUCAAACACAUCUAGAAUCAUUGGAACUUAUGGAUACAUGUCUCCUGAAUAUGCAAUAGACGGUCUAUUUUCAGUGAAGUCGGAUGUCUUCAGCUUCGGUGUACUGGUUUUAGAGAUUGUCAGCGGGAAGAGGAAUAGAGGAUUUUAUCAUCCUGAUCAUGACCUCAACCUUCUAGGACAUGCAUGGAAAUUGUGGAAAGGAGGCAGGCUUAUGGAAUUAAUCGAUCCUUUGAUGGAGAAGCAAGUUUCCACCCUAGAAGUGUUAAGAUGUAUACAAGUGGGUCUCCUAUGUGUACAAAAACGAUCUGAAGACAGGCCUACAAUGUCAUCGGUUCUCUUGAUGUUUGAUAGUGAGAAUCCUUCUCUUCCUCAACCUAAGCAACCUGGAUUUUAUACAGAAAGAUUUCUAACAGAGACCGACACUUCAUCAACCAGAAAGUUAACAUACAACUCAAAUGAAGUAACUAUUUCAAUGCUACAGGGUAGAUAGAAAGUAAUUUUAUUUCUGUUUGUUUCACAAGCUUUAAGCGUUGCUGAAUAUGCACCAUUCUUUUCAUUAAAAUUCUUAAAUUUGUGAAUAUUGAAGACAAUAUGCUUUAAAUUCGGCUCUGUUACCAGAAAAUGUAAUAAGUCUCAGGCGAAAAAAGGCUCACACUGAGAAAUGAAAAGACCAUUUACACCGCAUUGAUAGCAUUAGUCUUUAUCUUAUAUAACGAUCGCAAUAAUUGCAAUUGCUUUAUUAACCAUUCAUGAUUCAUUAACUGACAUGAUAAUAUCUCAGAUAUUUUGCUUCAACUGAAUAGUGAUUGAUCAGAAGCGUGGCAAGGAAAACGUCUUAAUCAAACUAACUUUGACCAUCUAGAUAUAUCAGCCUUUGAGGCAAUCGUCAAAUACAUACUAUAGUAUACCUCCAGAAAACAGUAACGGUGCAUAUACUGAUUGCUAUAGCUUUGCCUAUGUUAUUUUAUUGGAUAAAAUCAUUUCAGGUCGAGAAGCAGAAAUCCCAUAUUUUCUACAUGGCCUCAUUCUGUCUUGUACUAUUGCACCAUGUAACGAGGCUUCCCAUGAAGUUUCAUUUACUACGUUCUUUCUCUAAUGAAUUUGCCCUGCAGUUGACACCAUAAUCCAUAACCCCAAAACAAAUCAUUUCAGAUCGCCAAGUGCUUCUUUCUUCUGGAAGCAG
This is a messenger RNA of Durio zibethinus, 3459 nucleotides long. RefSeq names its product G-type lectin S-receptor-like serine/threonine-protein kinase At4g27290. NCBI's taxonomy places the organism in Eukaryota, Viridiplantae, Streptophyta, Magnoliopsida, Malvales, Malvaceae. The record is from RefSeq and is a predicted model, not a curated record. Gene Ontology annotation, cellular component: plasma membrane. Gene Ontology annotation, biological process: recognition of pollen; protein phosphorylation. Gene Ontology annotation, molecular function: protein serine/threonine kinase activity; ATP binding.